Molecule: messenger RNA, 591 nt
Organism: Cylindrotheca closterium
Lineage: Eukaryota; Bacillariophyta; Bacillariophyceae; Bacillariales; Bacillariaceae
Source: the annotation of a GenBank genome assembly
AUGUCAAAGGCUAAUGAUGAUAAACAGCAGGCUGCAAAUCCUCAGCGAAUGAGCAGCCAAAUGCAAGCUGUUGUUCGACUUCUUGCUGGGCAAGAAGAACGAACGAUUGCUCAAAAGCUGGCAGACAGCAACCGCCCAACAUGGGAACAAUACAAGAAAGAUAAUCAUGAACAUCUAAACCUUGAUGGGCUUGACCAGAAGGAGAUGGAAGAUUAUCGCCAAAAGCUCGACUCCGAACGGGAGAAAAAAUUGUCUCGAGGUCGAAACCAUUCCGCAAAAAAAAGUCAGAGAGACGACGAUAGCUCCGACGGUGAUAUAGAUGACAAUCAUUCUCGCCAUCGUCACAGAAAGAAGAAGAAGAAGAGAAAGCGUAGACGCAGACAUCGUGAUGAUAGUUCGUUUUCUUCGGACAGUAAGGAUGAGAGCAGUGAGGGGAGACGCCGAAAGCAAAGACGCAAGCACAAGAAACGUACGAGGUCCAAAAAGAAAGCAUCGCGAAAAAAGGAUGCAGACAGUGAUGAAAGUGAUGGAAGCCAUUACAGACUCUCCAAAUUCUUUGAUCAGGGAGGAUCCGAUAACGAACGGAAAUGA